CCAGGACGACACCACGCAUGUGUUAAUCUGCGCUGCAGCAGCGUGCAUCACUUCCACUUUGACCUCGGAGUUAAUCUGCAUUCAGGCAACAGCUCCAGUCAUUUUCUGUUCAUUUUUUUAAAUUUCUUUUCUUUCUUUCUUUUUUUUUUUUUUUUUACUGAUGGAUUUGGAAAGUGAUGCGUGAGUGUUGGGGGCAGGUGUAUGUGUGAACGUGUCCAUGAGCGUUGUUCUCUCCAUUAACUACCUCUAUGUGCCUUCCCCACCCCCAUCCCUCACUCUUUUCUCUACUCUCUAUUAUAUUAUUCUCCAAGAUUUGGGGAGCUGCUGCCUGAGCUGGCGCUUUGAUUGUAUCUGCAAGAGUUUAUGCUGUUGAUCUUAUUUCUACACUGAAUAUUAAUUCCCGUGGCUGAAAACAAUGUAUUUUCCCACUGACGGGAUCUAGUAGGGGAGGGUGUUGGUGAGGAGUCACUACAUAAAAAUAAUUAUACUACUAAUAAUAAUAAAGAAAGGAGAGACCCCCCUGCAACCAAGAGGAAAGGAGGAGUAAAAUACCAAACGAUGAGUUCUCCAGUUGCAAGGAGAACAGGAAGCCGGGUACUCUCGUCUCCUGCAUUUUCUCUGAAAAUGAUGAUGUGGGUUCUGCUCCUACUCGCCCUCCACCCCGGCCUCAGUAGCCAGAAAUCUGAUGAUGACUAUGAAGAUUAUGCUUCAAACAAAACAUGGGUUUUAACUCCAAAAGUCCCAGAAGGAGAUGUCACUUUCAUCUUAAAUGGCUUAUUGGAAGGUUAUGACAAUAAGCUGAGGCCUGAUAUAGGAGUAAAACCAACAUUGAUUCAUACUGACAUGUAUGUGAAUAGCAUUGGACCAGUGAAUGCUAUUAACAUGGAGUAUACAAUUGACAUUUUUUUUGCGCAAACCUGGUAUGACAGACGCCUGAAAUUUAACAGUACCAUAAAGGUCCUCAGACUCAAUAGCAACAUGGUUGGGAAGAUUUGGAUCCCAGACACGUUUUUCCGGAACUCCAAAAAAGCUGAUGCCCACUGGAUCACAACUCCCAAUCGCAUGCUCCGAAUCUGGAAUGAUGGCCGUGUACUAUACACACUCAGGCUAACGAUAGAUGCUGAGUGUCAGUUGAAGUUGCAUAACUUCCCAAUGGAUGAACAUUCCUGUCCCCUGGAAUUCUCCAGCUAUGGCUAUCCCCAGGAAGAAAUUGUUUAUCAAUGGAAGCGCAGUUCUGUUGAAGUAGGAGAUACAAGGUCUUGGAGGCUUUAUCAGUUUUCAUUUGUUGGACUGAGAAAUACUACUGAUGUGGUGAAGACAACUUCAGGAGACUAUGUUGUAAUGUCUGUAUACUUUGAACUGAGCAGAAGGAUGGGAUAUUUUACCAUUCAGACUUACAUUCCCUGCACACUCAUUGUUGUCUUAUCCUGGGUAUCUUUCUGGAUCAAUAAGGAUGCUGUUCCAGCCAGAACCUCAUUGGGCAUUACCACUGUCCUGACAAUGACUACUCUUAGCACGAUUGCUCGUAAAUCUCUCCCCAAGGUUUCUUAUGUGACAGCUAUGGAUCUCUUUGUGUCUGUCUGCUUUAUUUUUGUCUUUUCUGCUUUGGUGGAAUAUGGCACCCUGCAUUACUUUGUAAGCAACCGGAAGCCAAGCAAGGACAAAGACAAAAAGAAGAAAAACCCACUUCUUCGGAUGUUUUCCUUCAAGGCACCAACAAUUGAUAUUCGACCAAGGUCAGCCACUAUUCAAAUGAACAAUGCAACACACCUUCAGGAGAGAGAUGAAGAAUAUGGUUAUGAGUGUCUUGAUGGCAAGGACUGUGCCAGUUUUUUCUGCUGCUUUGAAGAUUGCAGAACAGGAGCAUGGCGUCAUGGAAGAAUACAUAUCCGCAUUGCAAAAAUGGACUCUUAUGCUCGGAUUUUCUUUCCCACUGCCUUCUGCCUAUUCAAUCUGGUCUAUUGGGUUUCCUAUCUUUACCUUUAAAUGAGUGAAGCAAUGAUAAGAAUCUUACUCAAUGAUUCCCAUGGGGAGAUGGUUUAAAGGUUUCCUUUAAAUGUCCAGUUAAUAUAAUCUCGCAUAUACUUUAUAUUGGUCUCAAUUCAUUUGUGCCAUAAUAUAGAAUAUCCUAAUCAUGCCAUGUCAUUUGUCCCUAACUUUCCUUUGAUUAAUGUGAUUUGGAUAUUACUGAUUGAACUUAUGAAAACUGUUAGAUAAGUGGAAAAUAAGAAUGUUGAAAACAAAAGUAGAUCAAAAUGUAAUAAUGGCAGCUGUAACAGAAAUGGAGGGGGUAUGAAGUUGAAUUGGUAGAAUAUAUUUUCCCUUCCAUUGUACAAAUACAUACACACAAUUUACCAAAAAAUGUGCAACAUCUUUUCUUGGGGUAGAGAGACAUGGUCAAUCUUUACCUUAGAAUCUUUUCAUUUUGAGCAUCAUCAUCUCUCAAAUCAAAUAAGUGUUACUAGCCUAGACAAGUUAUCCUCCCAUACCCCUAAGUUAAUAAUGAAAGAACAAAUUACUAUCCUUUUAAGAACAUAUGUAAAAUGUUGUAAAUAUGGAAAUACCUUAUAAUGCUUAAAGUAGUGCAUGCAUCAUUUUAGGGCCAAAAUAAAUGAAGCAAAGAUACCAUAAAGUAUUGUCUUUUAUUUUGUGGCUCUGGGCUGUAAGUGAAAAAUAUAAAUAGAAUCAUAAGGAAUCAGGUCUGGAUUUGAGAUUGGAGAGGAAAAUUUAGCUGCCCUCUCAUGCAUGAAGACUAAAACAGCAUUUUUGUGUAUGACAGUUUAAGAUAUCUUAAUAUAUAUAUAUAUAUAUAUAAACAAAAUCUACACUUGCCUCUUCUAAAUAGUCUAUGAAUCAAAAAAGGUUGUCAAUUUCAUAUCUAGUUUAUUAAGUGAUUAUAUGUGCUUGAUGCUAUUUUUUCUUGCUUUCUAGUCCAUUAGAUUGCAAUAGAAAUUAUUCUCCAUCACAAGAUCUGCUUUAGGCUAUUAAUACAUAAGCUGUUGAUGACUCCUUCCAUACCAAGCUCAAAUGAUAUCUAGUUGUCUCAAAUGGGGUAUUUGUGGAGUGAUAAAUGAUCUCUUGGAAAUAACCAGAAGGGUCAGAAGGAACUUCAGUUUUCAGUCAUUGUUAUCUGGAAUUUGUAUUUUUUUUUUCAGGCAAAACUUUUUGUUUGUUUAUUUUUCAACUAUAACAAUGAGAUUUUCUUUUUAUUCCUUUUUGUAUGUGAAACAUUACUAAUACACAAUCACUAGGGCAUUUGCUUUGAUUUUUUUCCCCUCUAUUUGUAAGAAUGGGUUGGUGCCAAAUCAACAACAUUCUCUCAUAUGAAUAAUUGGCACAGGUUUCCAAAAUUCAUAUAUGACUGGUGAUAAAGAGAUGGAUUGUAACUAAGAACAAGAUGUCUUACACACAGCAAGCAUUCAAUAAGUAUUCAUAAAGAAAUGGCCCACAUAGGGAUGAAACCAAUGAACUUGGCAUUAUCAAACUAUAUUCAUAGUAAGCUAAUCAAAAUGACAUUGAACAUGAUAAAUUGUGCCAUAUCAACAGUUUGUUUCACCUCAUAGUUUUGUUUUUGUACAACGAUAUUCCUUUAAUGUGCUUCUCUUUUGUGGUAUGGUUGCCUGUAAGACAGAAUCUAACCAUCGUUAGUAUAUAAUUUAUCAAUGACCCCAAAUAAUUAGAGGGGAAUAAAAAGUAUCUUUGCUAAUAGACAAGCUGUGUGUAGUUUUUUUGUAUUUUAAACCAUCUAUUCCAUCUGGAUGAAUAUUGAAACACAUUCAACCACAGGUUUUCCAAACUUUUGAACAUAUCUGAUAUUUUCAAUUAUGCAACCUUAUUGCUGAUGUAAAUGCAAUCAAUUCUCUUUUAAUAUUUUUCUCUAAUUGUCAAAGUAUUAAAGUGCUUGCUUUAGGAGAGUUGUUGGCAAAUUUCAGUAAUGAGAGAUGUAUUCUAGUUGUCAUGAAACAAUUACUUUAUGACAGUAGAAGCACAAAAAAGCUUGUUUCCCAAUCUUUGUAUAAAUUUGGAAAUUCUUAUGCACAGAAAGAUUAAUUCUGCCAUCAUCUAUCCCUGUCAAAUGUAUAUGAAAUCUAUUUCAAAAGGAAAUUGCACAGACCUGUGGAAUUUUACAAUAAAACUGCUGCUCUUAAAUACAAGAA
Molecule: messenger RNA, 4157 nt
Organism: Antechinus flavipes (yellow-footed antechinus)
Lineage: Eukaryota; Metazoa; Chordata; Mammalia; Dasyuromorphia; Dasyuridae
Gene: GABRG2
Product: gamma-aminobutyric acid type A receptor subunit gamma2
Exons: 10
Coding region: 559-1986 (475 amino acids)
Biological process (GO): regulation of postsynaptic membrane potential; gamma-aminobutyric acid signaling pathway; monoatomic ion transmembrane transport
Cellular component (GO): GABA-A receptor complex; dendrite membrane; synapse
Molecular function (GO): GABA-A receptor activity; GABA-gated chloride ion channel activity; benzodiazepine receptor activity
Source: RefSeq, a predicted model, not a curated record